AUGCCGCCGAAGGCGCACCAGCUUGCUGGUAAAUCAGAAAAACUCGAUUUCCACACAAUUCAUUUCGAAACAAUUGCGAUGCGCAUUCCAAUUUUUCAAUGGCUGCGUUUUUAUGAAUGGAACUUCAAACACCGUCGUGCAUCAACGAUUGUUAACCGUAUUCUGAUCACUCUCAUCGUAGUGGCAUCACUGGCGUUUUUGUUUCUCCGAGCGAGUCCGAAGUUCUCCGAAGCCGAUCGAGCGUGCAUUCAGGAAGAGUGGCAGGAGAACAAAUCCCUCAAUGUGUCCUCGGAAAUCAACAACGAAACAUAUCAAAUCGUGUUCGCUGACGUUCAAAAAGAAUUCAAAUGGAUUUUUUUGCCAAAAGAAAUUUCUGGAAAUCCGGACAUUUUGAUGAUUGUCUCAUCGAAUCGGGACAAUUUUGCGCGGCGUAAUGUGAUAAGAAAAAGUUGGAUGAAUUCGGACAAAAACAAAAUAGUGGCUGAAAAACGAAUGAAGAUCUUGUUUUUGGUUGGGGUCAAUUCGGAAAAUGAAAAGGAGAAUACGGUAGUUUUGAAGGAGGCACAGCUUUUUGGAGAUAUGAUUGUGGUUGAUUUGGAGGACACUUAUCGGAAUUUACCUUAUAAGAGUCUAACAAUCCUGCUCUACGGACAAUCGAAGGCUGCAGAAUCCGUGAAAUUAAUUGGAAAAAUCGAUGAAGACGUGAUUUUCUAUCCGGACCAACUGACUCCUCUAAUCAAUGAUGGAACGAUCAAUAUGUCGAUUUCUACGAUUUACGGGAACAAAAGGAAUGCCGGAGUUGAGGUGGUCAAUAAGAAGACGAGUAAAUGGUUCAUCCCAACGUCCUCUUUCAAAUGUCCACUCUUCCCAUCCUACCUCUAUGGACCAUUUUAUUUGACCACUCGAAAAGCCGCAGAACGAAUUCUAAAAUCCACGAAACACCGGAAAUUUAUUUCGGUAUGCAAGUUUGCUCUAUUGAUAAUUGUUUUUUUUUUGAAAAUUUUGAAUUUUUCAAAACAGGCGGAGGACGCCCUCAUCAGUGGACUUCUAGCAGGAGACGUUGGUGUCGAGAAGAAGCAUUUGUUAUUUAUUCAUAUGUGUGAUGAGCUGACAACCGACACUGAAAUUUUGGCAUGGCACAAUUCCAGGAACAACGCGGAGUUUCUAGAAUCCUGGGAGAAUUUGCGGCUCUCUCGAUGCAAAGCUUGCCGCAAAUCCAGGAAUUUCCGAGGAUCCAGAAGCCAGUUGGACGAGGAGCGGAAUCAAUAA
Caenorhabditis briggsae is the source of this 1269-nucleotide messenger RNA. It is a transcript of the gene Cbr-bre-2.2, whose product is annotated as Protein CBR-BRE-2.2. Gene Ontology annotation, cellular component: membrane. Bases 1 to 1269 code for a protein of 422 amino acids. NCBI's taxonomy places the organism in Eukaryota, Metazoa, Nematoda, Chromadorea, Rhabditida, Rhabditidae. The record is from RefSeq and is a predicted model, not a curated record. The transcript has 7 exons. Gene Ontology annotation, molecular function: hexosyltransferase activity.